Messenger RNA from Panicum virgatum (switchgrass), 5761 nucleotides. Its product is annotated as DNA polymerase zeta catalytic subunit-like. Gene Ontology annotation, biological process: double-strand break repair via homologous recombination; error-prone translesion synthesis. Gene Ontology annotation, molecular function: DNA-directed DNA polymerase activity; DNA binding; nucleotide binding. Gene Ontology annotation, cellular component: zeta DNA polymerase complex; nucleus. The transcript is spliced from 24 exons. The record is from RefSeq and is a predicted model, not a curated record. Bases 51 to 5480 code for a protein of 1809 amino acids. NCBI's taxonomy places the organism in Eukaryota, Viridiplantae, Streptophyta, Magnoliopsida, Poales, Poaceae.
GCCCACACCGUCGGCGUCAGAGGAACCGACCAGAACGCGCGCCGGCGGCCAUGUCCUCCUCGCAGUCGCCGGAGCCCUCGACGCCGGGGACCCCCACCCCUGUCCUCAGCGUCCGCAUCGUCUCCAUCGACUACUACAUGGCGCCGCCCCUCCCCGGCUUCGACUUCUCGCGCAGCCCCUUCCACGGCGAGGAGGUGGAGGAGGUGCCGGUGAUCAGGAUCUACGGCUCCACCCCCGCGGGGCAGAAGACGUGCCUCCACAUCCACCGGGUCCUGCCAUAUUUGUAUGUACCUUGUCCAGAGGAGCUGCUCUAUAAUCUAGACAAAGGUAAUUCAUAUAUAACUGGUCUCCUGAGUGACCUUGAAAAAGCGUUGCAGAUUCGUGGCCCAUCAAAACGGAAGCAUGUGCAUGGAUGUAGCCUUGUUAGAGCAAAGAAGUUGUAUGGCUACCAUGCAUCCGAGGAGCUUUUUAUGAAGAUUUAUCUAUAUUAUCCUCAUGAGGUUUCUCGAGCUGCGAACCUUCUGUUGAGUGGUGCUGUUUUUAAUAGAGUGUUUCAGCCUUAUGAAUCUCACAUUCCAUAUCUUCUUCACUUUUUGGUUGAUUACAACUUGUAUGGAAUGGGACAUAUACAUGUCAAAGACUUCAAGUUUCGUCCUCCAUUGCCAGAUGAUUUUCAUCCUAAGUCAUCUUUUCGCAGAAAGGCACAAUCAAAUAAGUCGGAAAUAAAAAGUCCAACAGUUUGGAUAUCUUCAACAGUGUCACAUUGUUCAAUACUGGGCAGUUCAGCCACUUCCCAUUGUUUGAGAGGAACCAAUUCGAGCUUCGCUGGUCGACAUAGUUCUUCAAUGCUUGAAGCUGAUUCAAGAGUAGAAGUUUCACCUUCAGGCAUCAUAAAUGAGAAGUAUAAGAUGUACACUUCUCUUUCUCAAACUACGGAAGAUACGAAAAUGGUUCAGUCCCUUGUAGCAGUUUGGGAGGAACUUGAAUGCUUGCGAUUGUCGGAGGAAACAAAAUGUACUGAUCUGGGUAGACCUUCACGGGAAGAAGUUCUUAAGGAUUUUCUUGAUGGUAUCAAGUAUGAGAGUGCCCUUUCUAUGUUAUUUUCACAAGACAAGCCACAUAGUAAAGGUUCUACCACAGAAGAGUCCGAAAGGCUAGAAAGAUGCUUCAAAUCAUUGUCUGAUAUUGUUGGGACUGUUACAUUCUCACAGGAUGACUACUGUGAUGAUACUGAUGUUGGUAAUUCUGCUGGUAUGCAAAAUGACAAACCAAAUGCAAGUCUUUGCUCAGGGUCAUUGAAAAAAAUUGUGCAGACUAUGUCUCCUGAGAGAAACAGUGAAUAUCUUGUGUCCUCACCUGUGACCCAAAGAACACUAUCUCAGUUUUCUGAUGAAGGUGAAAAGAAAGUGGAUGCUGAAGCCCUUGGACUUUUAAGCUGGCUGGCCUCCUCACAAGCUGCAGAGGAACCAACAACUGACGAUGAAUUAAUUAAUGAAGUCAUCCUCAGCCCUUUGUUUGCCAAGAAGUCCAUUGAAGUUGCUUUAGAGUCUGCUCACCUUGAUUUUGACAGUGCUUCUCAGCAGGAGUGCCAGGAUAUUCUUGAUUCAGUUAAUCCUGUCAAUGCAGCAGAAGAACCAAACACAAAUACAUCUUACCUCGAUUCUGUAAGGCCUAAUUCUACUGCUUCGGUGGGCAACACCAUUCCUCAGGUUGAUGGGUCAUCUGAUGAGAACCCAAAAGUCUCCCAAGAAUAUGAUAGGACCAAGAUCGCUAGGAAAACAGUAGGAUCGCUGAGUUACACACCUACUAAGAAUUCUUCAAAAUCAGCCAGUAAGCGUGGAGGAACUGAACAUCUCUGGGGUUCUUUGCCUCUUUCCAGAAAAAUGCGGGCGCAUCGAAAUGAUCAUGAUCACUGCAGUGCAAUGCCCUCACAGAAGGAUUUUAAUGCAUCUAAUGAGAGUACAGCUGAUAAGAACUAUCAUGAUACCACAGGCAACACUGACAGGGAAUCUUCUAGUUUUAUAGAUGUACAUGAUUCAGUAUGUCAUUCUGUGAGGGAUUUGAUGAGAAGGAGGCGAUCUUUCCAUCGUGAACAGUUGGAGUUUGGUAGUUCUGGGGCUGCAACAUGCACCAUGGCUAAAGAGAGUGAAUUUGUGAAUUCUGGGGGAUUGGAAUUUCAUGAUUUCUCAAGUGAUAUUCCAAACUCAGCAAUAGCUUAUUCUGGUGAUGAAUGUUUACAGAUGACGUUUGCUCAGAAGCCUCCGUUGAAGAACCAUGUAUGUUCUGGUUUGGAGAGUCCUUCGGGUUGUGGACAACGUGAAUCUGCUAAAAUGGGAUUAGCUGAUCUCCUUCCAUUUUUCAAUCAGAAUAUAGAGGAGAAUAGGCAGAAUGAAUUGUUUCAGCAUAUGGAAAGCAGUGAGUUUGCAGGUGGUGCAUUGGGUGUCCCAACUCAUUUCCAAAAUGACGGAUCGGCCCUAUAUUUGCUGACACACGCACUUUCGCCGCCAUCUGCAGUAGCUGUGGGCCAGUGGCUAAGCCAACAAUCUUGUUCCAGUAUUUCCACUGGUUACGGCAACUAUGAUGAGGGAGUCCCAACUGAUAAGGAUGAGGCACACAGUUCUACUUUGUCACGGAAUUCUCCUACCAGAUCUACUUCGGAGAAUUCUGCAACAAAAGUUUCUGUUGUUGGUGAUGUCAUGGAAUCCACUUUAUUAUAUAACAAAGAAAGUAAACAGUUGGAUGAGUGGCAUGACUUUUCCCAGAUAUCAGCUGGAAAUGAGAAGGAUAAGUUCACACCUCUCAGUCAAAUUGGAUUUCGUGAUCCUGCUAGUAUCGGUGGUGGACAACAACUAACUAUACUUAGCAUGGAGGUUUUAACAGAAAGCAGAGGAGAGCUGCGUCCUGAUCCACGUUUUGAUGCCAUCAAUGCUGUGUCUUUGGCCAUCGAGGAUGAUGCUGACAAUACUGUCGAAGUUCAUGUGUUCAUACGUGACAACAAUGACAAAUCACGCAGGAGAAAUCCGGAUGGUAUUACUGGCUGUAAUAUAGACGUCUUCCCUGAAGAGAGGGACCUUUUGAACAAUCUUAUCAGUGCAAUCUGUUCAAUUGAUCCAGAUAUCCUAGUCGGGUGGGAGAUUCAGUUAGGAUCUUUAGGAUUUCUUGCUGAAAGAGCUGCUUAUCUGGGAAUAGGGUUGCUGAAAAGAAUUUCAAGAACACCACCGCCUGAGCUGAAUCAUCCACCUAAAGUUCAAGUUGAUGACUCCAGUCAGGUGCUUGCUGAAGCAUCUUCUGCUGAGGAUGUUAUUGAUGAUGUCAGUGAGAACGAUUGGAGUCAUACUCAUGUGAGUGGUAUACAUGUUGGUGGAAGAAUUGUGCUUAAUUUAUGGCGUCUCAUGCGUGCAGAAGUUAAGCUUAAUAAUUACUCCCUUGAAGCUGUAGCGGAUGAAGUACUGAGGCGAAAGAUACCUCUGAUACCAAACAGGAUAUUGAACCGCUGGUUUGCAACAGGUCCUGGACGAGGAAGACACCGAUGCAUAGAAUAUAUUAGCAAUAGAGCUAGAAUCAACCUUGAAAUAAUAAAUCAACUGGACCUGGUGAAUCGAACAUCUGAACUUGCCCGUGUAUUUGGUAUUGACUUCUUUUCUGUUCUUUCUCGGGGGUCUCAGUAUCGUGUUGAAUCUAUGCUCCUGAGAUUGGCUCAUACACAGAACUACCUUGCAAUUUCGCCCGGGAAUCAACAGGUUGCUUCUCAGCCAGCCAUGGAGUGCUUGCCGCUCGUAAUAGAACCAGAAUCAGCCUUCUACCCUGAUCCAGUUGUUGUAUUGGAUUUUCAGUCCCUCUAUCCUUCCAUGAUAAUAGCGUAUAACCUAUGUUAUUCUACAUGCCUGGGUAAAGUUUUCCCAUCGAAGUCAAAUGUACUUGGUGUCAGCUCAUAUUCGGCAGAUCCACAUACACUUGUAGAUCUGAGAAAUCAGCUCCUGCUUACUCCAAAUGGGGUCCUAUAUGUGCAACCUGAGAUAAGAAAAGGUGUGCUUCCUCGCCUUCUAGAGGAGAUAUUGUCAACAAGAAUUAUGGUGAAACAAGCAAUGAAGAAGUUGGGUCCAUCCCAGCAAGUUCUGCACAGGAUAUUCAAUGCACGGCAGCUUGCUCUGAAGCUGAUAGCUAAUGUGACAUAUGGCUACACAGCUGCUGGGUUCAGCGGUCGGAUGCCUUGUGCAGAGCUUGCAGACAGCAUUGUUCAAUGUGGUCGUAGAACGCUUGAAAUAGCAAUAUCAUUUGUCAACCAGCAUCCUUUGUGGAAAGCUAGGGUUGUGUAUGGUGAUACUGACAGUAUGUUUGUUCUUCUAAAAGGGCGUUCUAGGGAAGAAGCAUUCAGAAUAGGAAAGGAGAUUGCCUCAUCAAUAACUGCGAUAAAUCCUGAUCCAGUCACAUUGAAGUUUGAGAAAGUGUAUCAGCCAUGCUUUCUUCUUACAAAGAAGAGAUAUGUUGGCUAUAGCUACGAGAGUCCUGAACAAAAUGAGCCAGUCUUUGAUGCCAAGGGGAUAGAAACAGUUCGGAGAGAUACGUGCCCAGCAGUUGCAAAGAUUUUGGAACGGUCUAUCAGAAUAAUGUUUGAAGAACAGGACUUGACCAAAGUCAGGCUAUAUUUGGAGCGUCAGUGGACGCGCAUAUUAUCAGGGAAAGUUUCUAUCCGUGACUUUAUUUUUGCAAAGGGGGUCCGAUUAGGUACUUACAGCGCAAGGGCUUCCACUCUGCCACCUGCAGCGAUUGUUGCAACAAAAGCUAUGUUGUCUGAUCCAAGGGCAGAGCCUCGGUAUGCAGAGAGAGUGCCAUAUGUUGUAAUCCAUGGGGAACCAGGGGCUCGUCUCGUUGACAUGGUUAUUGAUCCUUAUGGACUUCUAGAAGUUGGAUCUCCUUAUAGAUUAAAUGAACUAUAUUACAUAACCAAGCAGAUUAUCCCUGCAUUACAACGUGUUUUCGGACUCCUUGGUGCCGACAUGAAUAAGUGGUUUAAUGAGAUGCCUCGUCCCAUACGACCAACUCUUGCGAAGCGCCAGUCUUCUUCUGGUCAUGGUUUGUUUUCUCGUGAUGGCAAGUUCAUCCGAUUAGGAUUGCAUAAUAAAGCCUCCAGCAAAGGAGGCAGGAUAGAUACAUACUACAUGUCAAGCCACUGUUCAAUUUGUGGCGAUCUAAUUCAAGGAUCAGAGAGCUUCUGUGGAAAUUGCUUGAAAAAUGAAGCUGUUGUUGCCACUGUAGUUGCUGGCAGAACAUCAAAGUUGGAGCAAGAAAUCCAACAUCUUGCGGCUAUAUGUGGCCACUGUGGCGGCGCAGACUGGAUCGUUGAAAGUGGGGUCAAGUGUAUUUCCCUUGCAUGCCCAGUCUUCUAUGAACGGAGAAAGAUUCAGAGGGAGUUGAGAGUUGUCUCAGAAUCGGCAGGAGAAGCUGGGUACUAUCCCUUCUGCUGUGCUGAUCUCUUUUGAACAGAACAUGUUCAUACCAUGUAAAUUGUGAGAUCUGUAACUUGUACAUCAAACGUAUCUAGCACCGAUUGUUGUUGUAACAAUGUAGAACAUGUAAUUGAGGAUAUAGGUACAGUACAGUGUAUAUUAAUGAAUGAGCCCCAACUAAUGGGACAUAUGUAUCACAUAGCUUGCUGCUGACCUGCUGUUGGGUUCAGUGUUGAUAUCAUAGCAUUGUAUAACAUGUAUUGAGAGACAAUACCACUGCCUCGUAGUUUCCUGCUGACCGGUAGUUGGGUUCA